AUGGAAGCAUAUGCGUUUAAUUUAUUUCGUGAAGUUGAUGAACUUUUUGAAAGUAAGUCUGUUAAUGUGAGAAAAUUUUACAAUGACACAAGAAUAACCCAAUAUUGCCCUGAACAGGAUGGUGGAUAUAAAAGUUGUUAUAGUGAUUAUGAAAGAAUCAACGCUAUUGGUGCAUAUGUAUUUAUGGAAUUAAUUGGGAAAAAUCAAAAUUUUAAUGGAAGCAAUGAUGAAAGAUAUAUUAGUUAUUUUAUUAUGUGGAUAAGCCAUAUAUUAUAUAGGAAAUUCGAAGAUAACUCCUUUACUUUAAAUUCGAUUUAUGACAAGCAUUUAAAGAAUAAUUUUGGAAAUUUUAGUUAUUGGAACCUUUUACAAAAUAAAAUGUAUCUAACAAAUUCUAAUAUUGCGAUUAUGAAUGUUCUUUACUUUUUAUUUCAGAAUAUUUUGGAUACAAUUAAGAAAGUCCAAACAAAAGAUAUACAACCACACGAAUAUCCACAAAAGGCCCUUGAAUUCUAUGUUAUAUAUAAUAAACUUUUUAAACAUAUUAGUCCGUGUGGCCCGUAUCGUAAGUUAUUGAAUCAUUUAAAAACAACAUAUAACAACUUUAUAGAAACUGCUAGACAGGAAAAUAUCCACAGAGAGGAUAUACUUAAUCAGCUUAUAGAACUGUCACCGAAAGAAAAACCAUUUAAAAAUAAUUUUAACACUAAAGGAUGCGAAAAAAUACAUAACAAAUUAAAGAAUAAUAGUUCCAAGCUUAUACAAUUGGGAAAUAGCAUGUUAAAGGAUUAUUCAGAAAGAAAAGCCCAGAGCACACCUAAUUCACCAGAAUCUCAAGAUAUGGGAUUUUAUUAUUAUUAUAAUCAUAAUAAUGGUGAUGAUGAUGACGAUGAUGAAGAUAAUGAAGAUAAUGGUGAUGAAGAUAAUGAUGACUUGGAAAUUCCUAAGGAUACUAAAGGCAGUUUAUCAACUGAUACAGAUAAUCAAAAUCAUACUUUAGACCCUAAACAAGGGAAUUCAACUGAUGUGUCAGAAAAUGGUACACAAAUGAAAACAUCCCAAAUGAAUGAUCCCUCGGCAAGUUCCAAAUCAGCAAGUCAAGGAGAUCCACCAGGGGAUACAAAAAAAACGGAAACAAGGAAUAAGGAUAAUAUUGCCCCCAUACAAAUAGAAGAUCCGCCCACACCAUUUCCUAUGGCUAUGAAGCAGACACAAGAUGAUAAUUCACAACAAUCACAUCAAAUAACGGAUUCAAAUAUUCCUGGAGGUGCAUCAACCACCUCAAAUAGUGGAACAAAGGAUACAGGCAAUAUCAAAGGACCUCAAGAGAAUAAACAAGGAGCUACAGGAGACGAACAAAAAGAUUCAGGUGGUGGAAAAGAUGAUAAAGGAGGACAAGUAGGUGGAUCAAAUGGUGAUCAAAGAAGUCAAGAAGGUUUAGGAGGUUCAGGAGAUGGGCCAGGUAGUGAUCCAGUAGAAAAUGGGCCUCAAAGUACAUCAUGGCCAUAUUUUGGUAUUGGGUCAUACAUUUCUACGAUCGCAUCAAAAGGCAAGGAACAAUUAAAUAAUGCUGUCAUUUCGCUUGAAACGAUUAAGAAAAAAGUUACAGAAGCCACGACGAAUACUAUUCAAAAUAUAUAUAGUAAAUCUAUGUCUAAUAUACAAGCUGCUUACGACAAAUCGAGGAAUUUAUUACAUGGCACUAUUGAUAAUAUAAAUAGCUAUUCUAAAAAAGUAGCCAAUAUUUUUAUACAAAAUGAUGAUCAAUCAGGAUCAGGCGGCACAGGGGGUGGGGUACCCACACCUAAUGACUCACUCUCGUCUCAAAAAAAUUUACCUCAAAGUUCAUCGGGAACGCCACCCACUACAUUACCGUUGCCAGAUCCUAAGGAACAAACUAACCCACUUCAAUCGUCUCAGGACUCACCUGGAAACCAAAAUUCUGAUAAAAACCAUCAAGGAGGAUCUAAAAUCCAAGUGGGAAUCACAGUGGUUAAACAAGAAGAUACUGGGACCGAAGUAAAAGGAAAUAAAACAACAGGAAUAGGUGAUAUAUAUGUACUCAAAGAAUACAAACAAAUUGGAAUUUCAAUUAUAGUUCUUUUAAUACCCAUUGCUUUGUCUAUUAUGUAUAAGUAUUUGUCAUAUGGAUGGAGAAAAAAAUUGAAGAGAAAAAAAACCAUGAAAAAGGUUAUAAAUUCAAUUGGAGGAAAAAGACCUGUGCAAAUAAUUAUAUGUUCAUCAAUUCAUAAAAAACAGCCUAAAAAAUCUAUAAAUUCUGUUCAUAGGAAAAAACCUCCAUUAUUAAAUAUAUACAAACUUAUGCAGGCUGAUCCUAUACCAUUCAUUAAUUUAUUUUUUUUGUUAAUUUUUUUUGUCUAUAAAAGAAAAUCUGAUUUUUUGGAAUUAUAA
Molecule: messenger RNA, 2412 nt
Organism: Plasmodium vinckei vinckei
Lineage: Eukaryota; Apicomplexa; Aconoidasida; Haemosporida; Plasmodiidae
Product: CIR protein PIR protein
Exons: 3
Coding region: 1-2412 (803 amino acids)
Source: RefSeq, a predicted model, not a curated record